This is a messenger RNA of Thamnophis elegans (Western terrestrial garter snake), 741 nucleotides long. It is a transcript of the gene RNF182, whose product is annotated as ring finger protein 182. Lineage: Eukaryota; Metazoa; Chordata; Lepidosauria; Squamata; Natricidae. The transcript has a single exon. The coding region runs from base 1 to 741 and encodes 246 amino acids. The record is from RefSeq and is a predicted model, not a curated record.
AUGACAAGCCUAUUGGCAGAAGAUAACGUGGAGUCCCAGGGCUCAGAUGAGCUUGAAUGCAAAAUCUGCUACAACCGCUAUAACCUGAGGCAGAGGAAACCUAAAGUGCUGGAGUGUUGCCACAGAGUAUGUGCCAAAUGCCUUUGCAAGAUCAUAGACUUUGGGGAAUCUCCUCAGGGAGUCAUUGUUUGUCCAUUCUGUAGGUUUGAAACAUGCCUGCCUGAUGACGAGGUGAGUAGCCUUCCAGACGAUAACAACAUCUUGGUCAAUUUGGCUUAUGGAGGAAAGGUGAAGAAGUGUCUACCAGACAACCCUACGGAACUUUUGUUGACUCCCAAAAGGUUGGCCUCCCUUGUCAGUCCUUCCCACACCUCCUCCAACUGUCUGGUUAUUACCAUCAUGGAGGUACAAAGAGAGAAUCCCCCGACACUGAACUCCACCCCAGUGGUGGAAUUCUACAGGCCUACAAGUUUUGAUUCUGUGGCAUCGGUACCCCACCAUUGGACAGUGUGGAACUGUACCUCCUUACUCUUCCAGACUUCCAUUCGAGUCCUAGUUUGGUUGCUAGGCUUGCUGUAUUUUAGUUCUUUGCCUUUAGGGAUCUACUUACUGGUAUCAAAGAAAGUCACUCUGGGGGUAGUAUUUGUCAGCCUGGUUCCCUCGAGUCUUGUUAUUCUCAUGGUUUACGGCUUUUGCCAAUGUAUAUGUCACGAGUUUUUGGAAUGUAUGGCUUCUUCUUAA